AUGGCUAACGCCGUCUCAGGCGAGGCGGCAUUUGCAUUGCUGCUCGAUUCACCCUCUUUUCCUCUUCCGCCUGGAAUAACACCUGGCUCUGCCGCAUCCAAGGUAGUAUUUGAUAAGAUGGUACAAGCACUUGAACAUCAGCGCAUCGUCUCAUACCUAGAUGGUCCGACCAACUUCAGACGAUCGUGUACUUCUGACUCUGAUGGUAUGCCACAGUCCUCAACGCCACGCUCUUCGUAUACGAUGUUAUCCUCAAUCUCCCCCUUGAAAUCGAGCAUAUCUGGACCAGGAAAUGGACAUUCCUGA
Messenger RNA from Marasmius oreades (fairy-ring Marasmius), 306 nucleotides. RefSeq lists its product as uncharacterized. The transcript has 2 exons. Bases 1 to 306 code for a protein of 101 amino acids. Lineage: Eukaryota; Fungi; Basidiomycota; Agaricomycetes; Agaricales; Marasmiaceae. The record is from RefSeq and is a predicted model, not a curated record.